UUGGUUGUAAUAAUAGUUAAGACAAACGCAAAGCCAACGCAUAAAACACGUUGUGUUUCACGAAUUGAAUGAAUCAAAGAGGGUAUUCGCGUGAUUACAACGACAACAACAACAACAACAGUAACAGCCAUUACAACAGCCGCCAGAAUAUGGGCCGAAGAUAUCGCGGGAAAUACGGACCCAAACAGCAGACAAAGUGGUCGUCGGCCGACCGCAACGCCAGCAGUGCUGACGAUCUCAACAUAAACAUCACUAAUCGCGACGACGGCUCCGGACGACAGAUACGGUUCAAUUCGGGCAACAGAGACCACCCGAACCAGUCGGGCGCCGGCGGCAGUCGUUUCGGGUUUAGCAACUCGGCCGCAUAUCCGCGUCGAGUAGAUCCCGGCGAACGCAAUGACCGUAGUUUUGCCAAUUGGGCCAAUAAGAGUCGCGGCCGUAACGCCGCACCCGCUGGUCGUAAUGCCCGCGGCUUCAGACGCAACCAACAGUCAUAUAAUCAACAGUCGGGCCGCGAAAGAGAUGAUAUCGACAGUCAAUGGUUUAAAAUAACGAUCCCUUACGGCAGCAAAAUGGACAAAACGACACUUUUGACGCUUAUUCACGACACGAUGCAACUCGUCUUCACGCCAUAUAAUUACCACAAUGAGGGCCAAGCGAUCGUAUUUUUCGUAUUGGGUUUGGAAACGGCGGACGCCUUGAAGGGAAUCAGCCGUAAAAUAGCCGCUCCUUCUGGCCAUAAGCUGAUUGUUAUCGUUAACCGAUCGGCGAUACCACCGAUGCCUAUAGACCAGGAGUUGACAGACACUAUAAAGCUAGUGAUGAGCCAACGCUACGAUCCGAAUAACAAAGUGAUGGAUUUGUCAAAACUCCGCGAAGACAAUAAUCUUCAACAACUGGGUCUCUAUGUGUCGCUGAGUCGGCCCAAUAUGUUGAACACCGUUAUCACCAUAAUUAUGGACAACACGCCCGACAUCGUCGGUCUCAACCUUCGCGACAAUAAACUCAAUACUCUGGAGCCGUUGGUUAAGUUGGCCGCCGUUUGCGAGUCAUUGAAAGCCAUUGAUUUGUCGUCGAAUCAGAUCCGCAACACAUCUGAAUUGGAUUUCAUCAAAGGUUUGGAGUUAAUAGAGUUGGCUCUCGACGGCAAUCCCAUCUGCGAGACCUUCGAAGACCAGGCCGUGUAUAUCAGUUACAUUCGUUCGCGUUUUGCAAAACUCGUUAAACUGGAUAAUGAAGACCUCCCGGCGGCCAUUGGUUUCGAUGUUCAGGAGACCUCUAAUUUACCACAAUCUCUUGACAGCUUUCUGCCCGACGACGUCAAGACCUUCAUUCACGGCUUCUUUGAGGCCUAUUAUAACAUUUACGACUCGGAGGACAGACAGGGCUUAAUACAGGCCUAUCACGACCAGGCGUUGUUCUCGUUGAGUGUCUCACGACAUGACCAGAGUUACAGGUUUGCGGAGCGACUGAUCCUGGAGUCGAGAAACCUGUUGCGCGUCAAAGACAUUACGUUACGAAACAAACUGAUCAAAAGCGGGAAAGUACAGAUCGUGUCGGCGCUGUGCGAACUGCCGAUGACCCGACACGAGCCCCAGUCAUUUAAGAUAGACAUUCCCCUACAGACCAACUCAUUCAUACUCGUUGUGGUGAACGGCGUCUACCGGGAGCUCAUCAAAAAGCAACAGCCGUUGCGCGCCUUCUGUCGCACCUUCUAUAUCGUACCGCAAGGCCAGGGCUUUGUCAUCGUCAACGACCUCCUGGUGCUGACCACCGCUACCGUCGCUCAGGUGACCAAAUAUGGCAAACAAACCGUCGCCACCGCCGCACACGUCGAUAGAGUAAUGUCCGAACCGUUUGAGUCGAGCGGCAAAUGGAAAGGAGGACAGGGAGGCGGAGGAGGAGGUGUUGGCGGCGGUCACUCGUCGUCCGCUCUGUCACCGAACGAAGACAUUAUACAGAAGUUUAUGGCGUUUACGAAAAUGAACCGCUCGUUCGCCGUUCAGUGUCUCGAAGAGAAUGCAUAUAAUAUGGAGACCGCGUUCACUGUCUUCGAGAAGCUUAAGACCGAAAACAUGAUUCCCGCCGAAGCCUUCCAUCACUGA
Messenger RNA from Medioppia subpectinata, 2105 nucleotides. NCBI's taxonomy places the organism in Eukaryota, Metazoa, Arthropoda, Arachnida, Sarcoptiformes, Oppiidae. The record is from the annotation of a GenBank genome assembly.